Messenger RNA from Drosophila virilis, 3938 nucleotides. The record is from RefSeq and is a predicted model, not a curated record. NCBI's taxonomy places the organism in Eukaryota, Metazoa, Arthropoda, Insecta, Diptera, Drosophilidae.
ACAAUUCGUGCCGCGUGCGCGUUCGUGUAAAACUGAAACUCUGAAAGGCAGCCCCGAAAUACCGCAAAAAACCAACAAAAAGCAACAAAAAAAAAACUAAAAAAGAAAACUCUGCUAAAAAUGCCGCGUGAGCCGCUACAAAGACGCAACGUGGUCCGCCUCAGCCGGAUGUGGAUGCUACCGUUGCUGGGCCUGUGCCUGGCCAGCUUCGGCCUGCGCUGCGAUGCGCGUGCGGUGAACGUGAGCAACACUUGGACCAUGCCGCAGGAGGGCUUGAAUGUGUUCUAUCGUUUCUUUCGUGAUCGCAUCUCCUGGUUCGAGGCGGACGCCGUUUGCCAGUUCCAUCAUGCCAAUCUGGUGACAGUCGACAACAGUUUUCAAUUUGAUGCAACUCGCGACCUGCUGCGGGAAUUGGAUGUGAACGACAUCGUUUGGAUUGGACUCAUGCGGCCGCAGAACUCGGAUCGCUUCAUGUGGUCCAACUCACGACCCUUGGUGGUGGACACCGGCUACUGGGCGGAGUCGUUGCCGUUGAUGGACGCGCCCCUCUGCGCCGUUAUCGAUCCCAUUCGCGACUAUCGUUGGCAUGCCCUGCGCUGCGGCGGUCCCGAGACAGCCUCGUUCCUGUGCGAAAUGCCAGUGCCCAGCUGGGCAGAUGCCUGCAUCCUGAAGGAGAUGCCCAACCUGACCAUGCAGUACAUGGCGGACACGGCCAGCAUUGAGUUAAUCAGGAACUGCCAAGAGGAGGGUCUGCUGCGGCACAGCUGCAAGGGCAAAGAGGAUCGAGAGCGGGCCGUGCGCGAGCUCAUCUGCCCGAAGGAGCGGCUGGAGGCGCAACGCAUCAACGACAUCACCAACUCGCACUUCAAAUCGCUGCAGAUCAUCAAGAGCAUUCGCACCGACAACAACGAGAACAACGACAUCGACCUGAUGCCCCUGGUGGCCAACUAUGCUGCCAGCGUCAUGAAGAUCGAGGUGGCCACCGUCGCACCGCCGCCGCCGCCAGUCGAGCGCUUCAGCCUGGACAGGCUGAUAAUGCCGGUGGCCCGUUACCACAUCCCGGACGAGGUGCCCAUGCCCGUCAAGAAGUCCGCGAAGAAGGUGAACAUAAACGAUGAGCACGCCAAGAAGCUGUUGGCACAGCAUCAGACCCAGAUGCGCAAGGUCACAACUACGAGCACGCCCACGCCCACAACUACGACUAGGACUACAACCACGAGCCCGCAACCGAUAUCCCAUCUGGACAUGAUGAUGGGCGAUCAGCCGGCGUUGAGCGAGGAGCAGCUGCCGGAGGAUGUCAGCGAUAGCGAUGUGUCCAACGAGAUAUUCGAGGCGUUGCCGCAUAAGAAGAAAAUAUUGCCGCAGGACCUGAGGACAAUGCCGACCAUAACUGAGGCAACAGCAGCAGCAGCAACAACAACAACAGCAACAGCAGCAACUGAGGAGGCAACAAGUGCCAAGGAGUUGACCAUGGCAGCAGCAACAACAACAACAGCAGCAGCAACAACAACUACAACAACUGCAGCACCAGCGACAACCACAACAACAACAACAUCGGCGCCAACAACAACAGCAAUAGCAACGCGAGCUACAACAACCGAAAACAACAUUAUGACAACAACAGCAGCAACGGGAGCAACUCCAGCCGCAGCAACGGAUGUGACAAUGGAAACGGAUACAACAGAUACAACAGUUGUUGCAGCCACCGGCAACACUUCCAAUACUUACGACAGCAGCAGCACCAUCACGAGCACCAGCAACAUCCCAACCCCAACGACAACAGCAAUGCCAUUGGGAACGUCAACGACCGUGGUUAGCAUUGCACAUCCCAUACAUCCGGUGCAGCAAAAUCGCGAUGAAAGUGCCCAUCCACAUGUCAAAGAAACGGCGGACAAUUCGCACUUUAUACCGCCAAUGUUGCUGGUCAAAUCGCACUAUGUGCCGCCUGCCAAGCAUGGCGAGCACGGCGAGCACAAGUCCGAGCAUCUUGCUACCAAUACGCUGGCAACAACAACAACAACAACAACAACAGCAGCCACGACAAGUCAUCAAAGUGUUCCUGUCGUGACAGCAGCAACAGCGGCUCCAGACGCAGCAACCAAAAUGACGCCGACAGUUACAACAAUCAGGACAACACAAGAAGCAGCAGCAGCAGCAACAACAAUGUCAGCUGGAAAAGUGCCUACUAGCGAGGCGCCAACAACCGCCACAAAAGAGCCAACAGCUAAUGAAAACAGCUCGAAUGCAGCAGCAACAGCAACAGCAACAGCAUCUGCUGCUGCUGCCGAAAUGAAGAGCGCCACAAAGUUGCAGUUGGAAAGCGAGAGUGUGACCGAGGAUGGCAAUGGAGAUGGAGAUAGGGAUGAGGAUGAGCUGGAGUUAACGAGCGCCACAACACGGCGCAACUUCCUGCACGUGGAAACCGAAGCGCCAUUCAAGCCAAAUCGACACCGUUCGCUAACAAAGCCGGAAACCGUCAGCUAUUUCAAGAAGAUCUUGGGCUAAGAGCAGCAGCAGCAACUGUAACUGAAGCGACUUUGCAGUUAACACAUAUUUCCGACACAACACCCAUCCGCACAGCCCCCCUGAUCCCCCUGACCCUUGCAAUGUAAUUGGUGUGCAACAAAAAAAAAAAGAAAAUAUCAAAAAUCAAAGCUGCAUUGCCAGCAAAUUGAAUCAGUUGAUGUCGUUGCCUGAUUCCAGCCACCAACAACAACAAAAUCAACAACAAAAUCAACAACAACAACAACAACAACCAUAUCCACAUUCUGGCCAAAGUUUGUAAAACUUGGCUAUGUCCGCCCCCGCACGGCUCCACACCGGAAACUUAAGCUGUUAGUCAACGCCAAGCGGAAACGCAAAGCAGCCAAAAGAAAACUCAAGCACACAGAGAGAGAGAGAGAGAGAGAGAGAGAGAGAGAGAGAGAGAGGGAGAGAUAGAUAUAGAGCGAGGCAGAGGGAGAGUGUGCGGGCGAGUGGCAGCAGCAGGUUCCAGUUGGGAGCACCAAAUAUGUCAAUUCUUUGCAGCACCAACCACAAAGUAAUGCACCACCAAUACACACACACACACACACACACACUCGGACAUACACACGCACACAGUGACAAAUUUAGGCACCGGCAAAGUCUGUCGCAGUUAAAGGCAGGAAGAGAAAUAAAAAUAUACAAAAAUAAAAAUGAAAAACAAUUCAAGGAGCAGAGGGAAAGGUGGUUGCAUACCAAAGGCCAAAUCUUAAGUAUGAUAAAUACUAUUAUAAAUGUUUACAGAGCUAUUCGUAAUAUACACAUAAGAUACACAACCAUUGCGAGCGUCUGUUUCGUCAAAUUUCGUUUACUCUAGCCCAAGACAGCAAAAGCAAAGCUGGCAAAAAAUACUUAGCAAAAAAAAGUAACGCACCGACUGCACAAUACUCACGCACAAAUUCCACAAAUUCGCAAAAGCUCAAAAUAUGCUAUACAUUUAUUAGAUGAUAUCGAUUUUUGUAGCACAUCAAGCUCUGGAACUGUGCAAAAUGUCGAUGUAUCGCUCAUGUAUCAAUAUAUAUAUAUAUAUAUCGAUAUAUAUAAAACAACCAAUUGAUAUAUUUAUGUCUAUAUAUUUAUCGAUACAUUAUCGAUACACAUAUACACGUAUAUAGACGUAUCGACAUGUAUCGAUAUUAGAUCAAUAUAUAUAUCGAUAUAGAUAGCAAUCAAUUGAUGUAUCUGUAUCUAUGUAUCCAUUGAUAAGUCGACCGUAUCACAGCUUAUUAGCUGAUCAAGCUUCGCCAAAAAGGGCAAACAGAAUUUGCACAAAAACUAACAUGAAGGAUAUCGAUGUAUCAAUAUGUAUCGAGCUACAUAUUUAUCGAUAUGUUUAUAAACAUAUCGAUCCAUCGAUAUUAUCUUAGCUUAUUAUUCAAUGCGGGCAUAAAUACAAGCAUAAAUAAACCAAAAAA